This is a messenger RNA of Miniopterus natalensis, 3085 nucleotides long. It is a transcript of the gene FKTN, whose product is annotated as fukutin. Lineage: Eukaryota; Metazoa; Chordata; Mammalia; Chiroptera; Miniopteridae. The record is from RefSeq and is a predicted model, not a curated record. Gene Ontology annotation, cellular component: Golgi membrane.
UAAAGAAUGCCAUGAUAAACAUUUUUGUUCUUUCACGUUUGUCCUCAGAACUGAUUGUUUCUUCACGAUAGGAAGUUACCAAAUCAAAGUGUGUUCUGUGGAGCUGUAGAUAACUUUUUUUUCUGUUGCUGGUUAUCAGAGGUGAAAAAUUAAAAACAGGUUUUUGUCUCUUUAGAAAUACCUCCUUGUUUAUGGAAAACAAGGUUAUCUUUUUAUCCAAAAAGAUGAAACCAGCUGGGUUACUUUCGAAAGACAACCAACCAAGCACCACAGACUAAUGAGUAGACUCAAUAAGAACGUGAUUCUGGCGCUUUUAACUUUGACGAGUUCUGCGUUUCUGCUGUUUCAGUUGUACUACUACAAGCACUAUUUAUCAGCAAAGAAUGGAGCUGAUUUAUCAAAAUCCAAAGGAAGCCGAAUUGGAUUUGAGAGCAUACAAUGGCGUGCAGUUAAAAAAUUUAUUAUGCUAACAUCGAGCCAGAAUGUACCUGUGUUCCUUAUUGAUCCUUUGAUUCUGGAAUUGAUUAAUAAAAACUUGGAACAAGUCAGAAACACUUCUCAUGGCUCCACUUCAGAAUGCAGCUUUUUCUGUGCUCCAAGAGACUUCACUGCCUUUGCACUGCAGGAUCACCUGUGGAAGAAUGAGGAAGGCUGGUUUCGGAUAGCUGAAAACAUGGGAUUUCAGUGCCUGAAGAUUGAGAGCAAAGACCCCCGGCUGGAUGGGAUAGACUCGCUUUCUGGAACUGAAAUCCCCCUGCACUACAUCUGCAAACUGGCCACACAUGCCAUCCACUUGGUGGUCUUUUACGAGAGGAGCGGCAACUACCUCUGGCAUGGUCAUCUACGCCUCAAAGGACACAUCGACAAGAAGUUUGUUCCUUUUCGAAAGUUACAGUUUGGUCGUUUUCCAGGAGCUUUUGACAGGCCAGAAUUACAGCAGAUUACUGUUGAUGGACUAGAAGUUCUCAUUCCAAAAGAUCCAGUGCACUUUCUAGAAGAAAUACCACACUCUAGGUUUAUUGAGUGUCGGUAUAAAGAAGCUCGAGCAUUCUUUCAGCAGUACCUUGAUGAUAGCACUGUGGAAGCCAUGACCUUUCGGAAGAGUGCAAAGGAAUUGUUGCAACUCGCAGCCAAAACAUUAAAGAAAUUGGGAGUCCGGUUCUGGCUGAGCAGCGGAACCUGUCUAGGAUGGUAUCGGCAGUGCAGUAUUAUUCCUUAUAGUAAAGAUGUCGACCUAGGAAUUUUUAUACAAGAUUACAGAUCUGAUAUUAUUUCAGCAUUUCAGGAUGCAGGACUUCCACUCAAACACAAAUUUGGGAAGGUAGAAGACAGCUUGGAACUAUCUUUCCAGGGAAAAGAUGAUGUAAAACUUGACAUUUUUUUCUUCUAUGAAGAGACUGACCAUAUGUGGAAUGGAGGCACUCAGGCCAAAACAGGGAAAAAAUUUAAAUACCUGUUUCCCAAGUUUACACUGUGCUGGACUGAGUUUGUAGACAUGAAGGUUCAUGUGCCCUGUGAAACCAUCGAGUACAUCGAAGCCAACUAUGCUGAACCCAGAAAUGAGUGAUUUGAGCAAGAAACAGCUGAGGCUCAAACCCGAGUACCAUGACUUCCAGCCCAGUGCCCACUGCACAGCGUCUCUACCCUGCUCAAGAUGCUUGAUGGAGAAGUCAUCCAGCAUCUCAGCUGGAUUGCAUUUCAGGGUGUGUCUGCAGUUCCCCACUUAACAUCUUUCUCUUUAGGCAGAGACCCCAAGGUGACAAAGAGGGCAAGAACAAGUAUUUCUUUCUUGUCCAAAAUUUUUAGGUUAUCUAUCUCUAUACCUUUAUUAAAACAUGCCUUAGCCUCAGAAGGUGAAAUAGUUCAUAUCUGAGUACAUCAGCCUCAGGCCAUGAUGCCCUUCACAUCCAGGUGUACCUGUUCUCUGAAGCUCAAGAAGUGUCCUAUUGCCACCCCUCUGUUCCCCAGGAAACCAUCAGCACCAGUCUGCUAAGUGCCCACUUCUAAAGCCUCUCCUCCUCCUCUCUGUUGCUAUUCUCUUAUGGAUACAAGUGAAUGAAAACAGAUUAUGCUCAUUCCUCUUACUCUUUGUGACCCCAAACCAUUGUUUCUAGUCUUAUAGGGCUACACAUGGCAGGGACAUCAGGUGUGGACAGCGAACUGAGGACAGUGAGGUGUUAUAGGAAAGCAGAGGUGUGUAGACGGGACCAGAGCAGCAUCUGGAAAACACACUGGGAAUGAAUUCCCACACCCCAGCCUGAACCUGCGCCCAAUAUCACACACUCAGGGCUGCACAUGUUCCUGAGCCUCCCCCUGUUUUCACCUUCUGGAAAAGGAACAGUUCUUUAUCCUCAGUGUUCUAAACCCCAGUAGAAAUUUCCUCUCAAAAGCUACUCAGAGAAAGUGCCACGCUCCCACCUUCUAACACAGAACCAUCAUUUGAGGCGGCUUUAGAGCGUGGAAAGACCAGCUUCUCACUUGGCAGAUGCCUUUCUCUGAGGAAUUUCCUGCAGCUUUUCAUUUUUCCCCUCCUCUUCCUCUGAAGCUAAGACCUGGGCUGUGUGUGAGGGUUUUUAAUAAGGCUUAAGUGAAAUACAUAGUGCUCAGCAUCAGGCCUGCAGUUAAGUAGUUCUCAGGAAAUGUCCGGUUUCUUCUUCCAAGUCCUUUUCUAAUUAUUCUUCAAAGGGGAUCAUAGAAACUGUGUGUCAGGACACAGUUCUUACUCAGAAGGUGGCAUGACUGAAUUCACUUAGGAAAAGACUUCUUUAUUGUAUCAAGGUAUUAAAGGACAAGUUGUAUGGUUUAUGAAUUCUUGUACUUUACUGAGUUGCCUCCUUCUCUAAAUAGAACUGGCAUUUUUAUUUUAUUGAUCAAGCUGUUGUCGCCCAGGUCGUCUUAUACGGUCUCCUAUGCUACCUAGUUCUUUGGUUCCAAGCAGUUAACAUUCUUUACCUCCCUAGAUUUGGUGCCUGCUCUGCCCUGGACUUUUCUUCUUUUCCCCAUUAUUCUACUUUUUCCUAGAGGUAAACCCUCACCUCCUCUGCCUAGCCAAAAUCAGAUAUAAGUCAUGAUUCGGAGAGGGAAA